Messenger RNA from Triticum aestivum (bread wheat), 867 nucleotides. RefSeq names its product sister chromatid cohesion 1 protein 1-like. The transcript is spliced from 6 exons. Gene Ontology annotation, biological process: meiotic sister chromatid cohesion, centromeric. Bases 347 to 757 code for a protein of 136 amino acids. Gene Ontology annotation, molecular function: chromatin binding; protein binding. Gene Ontology annotation, cellular component: cohesin complex. Lineage: Eukaryota; Viridiplantae; Streptophyta; Magnoliopsida; Poales; Poaceae. The record is from RefSeq and is a predicted model, not a curated record.
UCCUGCUUAAGUGCGCCAUUAGUAGUUGUAACUACUAAUGGCGCACCAGGUAGUGGGUGCGCCAUUAGUAUCCAAGAUGUUCUACUCGCACCAGCUCCUCGCGCGGAAGGCGCCGCUCGGCCAGAUAUGAUGCGUCCCCUCCCCUCUCUCCCUCCCUCCCUCGCCGGCCGCCACCUCUCGCCCCCCUCGGUCACGGCCGCCGGCCGCCGAUUGCGCCCGUCCCGCGUUUUCCCGCUCGGUCCGGGGCGUUUCCGGACGCGCCCGUCUGAUCCGCUCCCAAUGCGACGGGUUCCCCGUCGCCUUGAUCUCCUCUGACGCUCCUCUGCUCCCCUGUCCCCGUCGCAGGAUGGCCGCCAUGCUCCACGCCAAGAUCAACCGCAAGCGCCUCGACAAUCUCGACAUCAUCAAAAUCUGCAAGGAGAUCCUGAACCCGUCGGUGCCCAUGGCGCUCAGGCUCUCCGGGAUCCUCAUGGGCGGCGUGGUGAUCGUGUACGAGAGGAAGGUGAAGCUUCUCUAUGAUGAUGUGUCCCGUCUUCUGAUUGAGAUCAACGAGGCAUGGAAGAUCAGGCCGGCCGUGGACCACACCGUCCUCCCCAAGGGCAAGGCUCAAGCCAAGUAUGAAGCAGUAACACUGCCAGAGAACGCGGUGGAUAUGGAGGUGGAGCAGCCCGUGUUUUUGACAGAUACUGAUACUACUAGGUUUCGCGGAAUGGUAAUCGUUGUCAUCUAUGUAUUCUGGAAGUUGAAACUGUGUUAGUCUAUUGUAUUCGGAGACUAAUAUGAUGAAUUGUAUUCAAAGACUAAUCUUCUAUUGUAUUCGAUGAAUCUGUUGUUGAUGUGUGCUGUCUAUAUUUUGUCAAAUUAUAC